CAUGUGGCCACUCAGGCUGGGGCUGGCUGGAGGACUUCAGCACAGCCCACACCAGCUCUCACGGAGAUUCUGGGUGCUGGUUUGAAGUCAUGAAACGCCAUCUCAUGGAGCACAGGGGAGAACAGACACCAAUCAAUGGGACCGCCGUGGGCGUGGCCAGCCCAGACACCACAGAAGAGAGCACAGGAGUGUGCUGGCCAGGGACCAUGAAGAGGAAUGAGCCAUCUCCGCGGCCAGGGCCUGCCUGCCUCCCAGAGGACGACAUCUACUUGGCAUCCCGGGCACAGGGGGUGCUGGGCUGGAGCAGCUCUCCAUCAACCCAGUCGUCCUCCGAGUAUCAGUCUUAUUCUCAGUACCAGUCCUGGGACUCUAGCAAGUCCGAGGUGCAGCAGGAGACCCCACCUGAGAGCGUGUGCGCCCUGUAUACCCACGUGCAGACCGUGCGCGGCGUGGCAGUGGCUUGGGAAACUGACGAUGGCUUUGAGCCAGUCACCAGGAAGCCCCUUAUCCGGGAGGCCGAGUUCAUCAAGCGUCAGCGGCGGAAAGGCUCCUCCUUCGAGAUGGCCUCCAACACAGACCUGCGCUGGGAGCUGGAAGCCUGCAAGCACUACUGCCCUCAGACUGAGGACACUGUGGACUGCUGCAUGCAGGAGCUACGAGCACCACCAGACUGGCUGGUCACCACCAACCAUGGCUUGCGCUGUGUGGCCUGCUGCAGAGUCUUCCCUACGUUGGAGGCGCUGCUGGACCACGCUCAGCAUGGCAUCCGAGAUGGCUUCAGCUGCCAAAUAUUCUUCGAAGAGAUGCUGGAAAGGAGGCGGGCCCGGGAUCAAAGGCAGGACCAGCAGCCUGUAGAGGAGGAACAGAGCCCUUCGGACAGUAGUGAAUGUACCAGGCUCCUAACCAAGGUGCUUCCCCGGCAGCAGGAGCAGGAGCAGGAGCAGCAGCAGCAGCAGCAGCAGCAGCAGCAGCAGCAGCAGCAGCAGGAGCAGCAGCAGCAGCAGCAGCAGCAGCAGCAACAGCAACAACAACAACAACAACAGCAGCAGCAGCAGCAGAAACACCAGCAGCAGCGGCAGCAGCCAUCACAACAACAGCCACAGCCACAGCCACAGUCACAACCACAGAAGCAGCAGCAGAGGCAGCAGCAGAGGCAGCAGCAGCCGCCGCGACAGCAGCAGAAACAACAGCCACUGCAGCAACAGGGAAAGUAGAGAUCGGAGGUGAGCUGCCCACCCUCCCUCCAGCAUUUUGGAUUGCUGCUCCUUUUCCAGCCAGCCGGACCAGAGCCACCAGAGCAGGGGGGAGAGGACCAGGGUGGUGGGGGGAAAAGCCAUCCAUGUGGCAUGUGGAGCAGCAAAGGUGGGAGGAGUGGGAGCCUUUCCCCAAGGAGGAGCAUUUCCACUAGAGUCCAUUUCAAAACCCGAAUCCAAAGAAGAGGGCUUCAAGAGUUCCUGAUGGUGGAUGCAAGAUGGGAAACAGGCAAGUGUGUGGCCACAGGGAUUUCUAUUUUUGCUGAAGGAUCAGCAGCAGUCCACACUUGCUGUUCAAGUACGAGUGACUCACGGGGGAGCCAACUGCAAAUGAAGCUUCGGCCCUAUUUUUUUCAUUGUUAGGAAUCUGUCAUAUGCCCUAAUUCUAUGUCUUAUGUUGUUGGGAUUAAACUUGGAUAAGACAAAAUG
Arvicanthis niloticus (Nile rat) is the source of this 1682-nucleotide messenger RNA. It is a transcript of the gene Fam170b, whose product is annotated as family with sequence similarity 170 member B. Gene Ontology annotation, cellular component: acrosomal vesicle. Gene Ontology annotation, biological process: fertilization. Lineage: Eukaryota; Metazoa; Chordata; Mammalia; Rodentia; Muridae. The record is from RefSeq and is a predicted model, not a curated record.